AUGACAAUGGACUUCUACAACAGCCGAUAUUUUAGCAUAAACAGGCGUAUGAUGACUAUCAUGGGGCUUUGGCCUUAUCAGGACUUCAAAACGAAACUUUUUAUACGCACCUUUCUCGCUAUAGUCCUUGGCAUUGCUUUGAUUCCGCAAAUUAUUAGUAUAGUUAAGUAUACAAACGAGGACAGCGACAAAGUAAUACAAGGCAUAGCGACGCUCCUCUAUGUUACUGGCAUCACUUUAAAAAUACUGACGACUAUUACCAGUGAAAAAAAGAUUGAAAUAGUCUACAGAAACAUCGUGGAUAACUGGAAGCUGCUAGAUGACGAAAACGAGAUUCGAACGAUGACCGAGUACUCUGAGUUCGGCAGACUCUUAACGAUCGGUUACGUAGCCUACAUGUUUUUCGCUCUGGGUUUGUUCGUGACAAUGCCGAUGCUUCCGAUGAUGAUAGACGUGAUCUCGCCGAUAAACGGCUCUCGACCGCGAAUCUUCAUCCUCGACGGCGAAUACAUCGCGGACAAGAACGAAAAUUACGGAAAAGUCUACAUAUUCGAAAGCCUCACCUGCAUAAUGUCCGUUUUCGUGUUCUCCACUGUAGACUCGACCUACGCGGUUUGCGUGGAACAGUGCGUUGGUUUGAUGGCUGUGGUUAGGUUGCGCUUGAAACUGGCAACCGCGAAAGCAGCGCGAAUGAAGUACAAAAGCGAUAGUGACGAGCAUGACAUUCCGUACCAAUUAGUUUCUAGCAGUGCUAAGUUACACAUAAAAGCUAUAAGCUUCGCGAGAAUUCUCGACUCUUCCUAUUCCGUGAACUUUCUCUUGUCCAUGGGAUCGAAUGUGAUGAUACUUAGCGUUGGAUCCGUCGUUAUUCUCAUUAACUUGGGUCGGCCAAUGGAGUUUAUAAGAUACAGCAUGAUUUUCAUAGGACUAAUGAUACACAUGUUUUACCUCAGUUGGCCGGGCCAAAAAGUGAUCGACAGCAGUCAGGGCAUUUUGUACGAUGCAUACAACAACGAAUGGUACGAGUGUUCGAAGAAAACUAAGACGCUUUUAAAAUUCAUGAUGUUGAGGUGCAUCGAACCCUGUCAACUGACAGCUGGUGGAUUGUACGUCAUGAAUAUUGCGAAUUUCGGCUCGCUGGCAAAAACAUCGAUGUCUUAUAUUACAGUGUUUGCGUCGUUUAGAUGA
Nasonia vitripennis (jewel wasp) is the source of this 1188-nucleotide messenger RNA. RefSeq names its product odorant receptor 142 (gene Or142). The record is from RefSeq and is marked inferred. Gene Ontology annotation, cellular component: plasma membrane. The transcript is spliced from 9 exons. NCBI's taxonomy places the organism in Eukaryota, Metazoa, Arthropoda, Insecta, Hymenoptera, Pteromalidae. Gene Ontology annotation, molecular function: olfactory receptor activity; odorant binding. Gene Ontology annotation, biological process: detection of chemical stimulus involved in sensory perception of smell; sensory perception of smell. Bases 1 to 1188 code for a protein of 395 amino acids.